This is a messenger RNA of Gracilinanus agilis (Agile Gracile Mouse Opossum), 3903 nucleotides long. It is a transcript of the gene ATOSA, whose product is annotated as family with sequence similarity 214 member A. Lineage: Eukaryota; Metazoa; Chordata; Mammalia; Didelphimorphia; Didelphidae. The transcript is spliced from 12 exons. The record is from RefSeq and is a predicted model, not a curated record. Bases 217 to 3477 code for a protein of 1086 amino acids.
ACCACAAUGAGUGCCAGGAAGAGGCCUAACUGCUAACAGUAGUUUUCUUGCAAGGUUCAUGUUUUACAGUACCAGAUUAAUUUCAUUAUCUUUCUCCUUCCUCCCCCCCCCCCCCCCCUUUUAAAAUCUAAUUAGGAGCUGCAGUAGCGAUCCUGUAGAAGAAAAGACCCACAAGAGUAUCUUUCCGAGAAUCCUGGCAGGGAAUUGAACGCGAAAAUGAAGCCAGACCGAGAUACAUUAGAUGAAUACUUUGAAUAUGAUGCAGAAGAAUUCUUGGUCUCCCUAGCCUUGUUAAUUACAGAAGGCAGAACACCUGAAUGUUCCGUCAAAGGUCGAACUGAAAGCUUUCAUUGCCCUCCAGCACAGUCAAGUUAUCCAGUAACAGCAAAACAUGAAUGCAGUGAUAAGCUGGCCCAGUGUCGCCAAGCCAGACGAACAAGAUCUGAGGUCAUGUUGCUUUGGAAAAAUAAUCUUCCAGUGAUGGUAGAAGUGAUGCUACUUCCAGAUUGUUGCUAUAGUGAUGAUGGGCCUAACACAGAGGGAAAUGAUUUAAAUGAUCCUGCAAUUAAACAAGAUGCUUUAUUAUUAGAAAGGUGGAUCUUGGAACCAGUUCCUCGACAAAAUGGAGAUCGAUUUAUUGAAGAGAAGACUCUUCUAUUGGCUGUGCGUUCUUUUGUCUUCUUUUCUCAGUUAAGUGCUUGGCUGAGUGUUUCCCAUGGUGCUAUUCCACGAAAUAUUCUUUACAGAAUCAGUGCUGCUGAUGUUGACCUACAAUGGAAUUUUUCCCAGACUCCCACUGAGCAUGUAUUUCCUGUUCCCAAUGUUUCUCACAAUGUGGCCUUGAAAGUCAGUGUUCAGUCCUUGCCUAGACAAUCUAAUUAUCCAGUCUUGACCUGUAGUAUUCAUACUAACAUUAACUUUUAUGAAAAAAGAAUUCAAGAACAUCAACUGAAAACUCAUCAACAUUAUAAUUCCAAGGAAGUUGAGCAGUGCAAUAUGCGCAGUUCACAUCUGUGUAGCAAACAAACUUGGACUAUAGUACCAGAAGGUUUGUUACAUGCAAAAAAAUCCAUAAAUCCAGAAUGUAAUACAGCUGUCAAAAAUUUCAAACUGUAUCCAGGUAUUGGCCAUGAUUCUGACCUUGGGACACCUCAAUCAAGUAUACAGUGUUUUAAUGCUACAGGAGAUGCAAAAUCACUUGGAACAUCAGUGAGAACUUUAAAAUCGUUGUCUUGGGGGGAUCCCAAUGUUUCUAGUAGCCAUAGUUCUUGGCAGCCCACAGGAGAGACCAAUCCUUUAAUAGGCUCUUUAAUUCAGGAUCGUCAGGAAGUUAUUGCAAGGAUUGCUCAACAUUUAAUUGAUUGUGAUCCAACCACUUCACAUGUUUCUGGGCACCCAUUCAGAAUGCAAGAUUCCAAUUCACUUAACUCAAAAAUUUUCCGGAGUUCAUAUGAAAAUGGAAAUUUAUUGAAGAAAAAUAAGGAAAACAGCUCUGUUGGCUUUAUUAGCCCAGAAUAUACAUCCUCAGAAAACACUGGUGAGGGGAAAACAAAGUCAAAACCAGAAAACCCUCAGUAUGAUUCUUAUGUUUCCAGUAAUACUUAUUCUCGCUCAUCCAUUGGUGAGACUAAUCCUUUGAUAGGCUCUCUACUUCAAGAACGACAAGAAGUUAUUGCAAGGAUUGCACAGCACUUGAUUCAUUGUGACCCAUCUGCAUCACAUAUCCCCAGGCAUUCAUUCAACAUGAAUGACUCCAAUUCUGUUCAUUCAAAAGUUUUUCGGAGUUCAUAUGAAGAUAAAACUUUGUUGAAGAAAAGCAAGGAAAACUCCAUUUCUUUCUCUAACAAAGAUUUGUGCUUAUCUGGAAAUAGUGAAGGCAAAAAUAUAAUAAUUACUGAUAAAUCUUUUAAUUCUUUUAAAUGCAGUGAAUUAAAGACACCUUUAAAAACUCAAAUCAGAAGAAAUGCACAUCAAGAACAUCCUAAUGAAACUGUCCAAAGCACAUUUCAACAAACACAAACUAAAGCUACAAAUUUAUUGACUUGCUUAAAUACAUCUCAUAGCAAAGAAAUUAAAUUAGAAUCACCAGGCAGAUUGGAAAAAACAGUUUCCAGAUGUCAAUUUAAAGAUCAAGAAAUUAAUAGAAUUGAUAAACAGUGUUCAGAUUCUAGCAAUAUUGAUGAACAGAUAUGCAGAAAUACACAUAAGGAAAGAACAGUAAAAAGUGAGAAUGGCAAUCCAGAUUCUUUUCACAACCACCAUUUAGAUAAUUCAAAAACACUUAAUAGUUCACCAAAAUCUCCUGUGUUGCCAGCAUCUGAUCAUCUGCAUAAACAUGAGCUUAUAUGCCCAAAGACAGACCCCAAAACAUCCAAGGCAUGUGAGCAAAAAACUCAACUUGUUAGCAUAGAAAACUAUCGAAAUAAGGACACUGAGAGUUUCAAAUGUAAAAAUAAGCCAGACCAAUUCAAAGCUGAACAAGAUGAGAAUGAGGACCCAAUUGAUGAAGAAUCUCAAAAUUGUUCUCAGAGAAAAAUUAGAGAAGAUUGUGCCUCUAGGUGUGAACGACUAAAAAACACAGAAGUUCUGAGAACUAUAUCAGUGAAACAUCCAAGUAUGUGGCGAAAACACAAUUUUCAUUCAUUAGAUGGAACCUCAACCAAAGCCUUCCAUCCUCGAACUGGAUUACCUCUUCUUUCAAGUCCUGUUCCUCAAAGGAAAACACAAUCAGGCUGCUUUGAUUUGGAUACUUCCUUACUACAUUUGAAAAAUUUGUCAUCCAGAAGUCCACAGCAGUGUAUAAACAUCGAAGAUGAUCCAGAUAUCCAUGGAAAACCAUUUCUGAGUUCUAGUGCUCCACCCAUAACAAGUCUUAGUCUUCUAGGAAAUUUUGAGGAAUCUGUCUUGAACUAUCGCUUAGAUCCUCUAGGCAUUCUUGAUGGCUUUACUGCUGAGGUGGGGGCAAGUGGAAUUUUCUGCCCUACUCAUAUGACACUUCCUGUUGAAGUGUCCUUCUACAGUGUUUCAGAUGAUAAUGCCCCUUCUCCUUAUAUGGGUGUGAUUACUUUAGAGUCCCUUGGUAAAAGGGGUUAUCGAGUACCUCCUUCAGGAACAAUACAAGUGACCUUAUUUAAUCCUAACAAGACUGUGGUGAAGAUGUUUGUUGUGAUAUAUGACUUACGAGAUAUGCCAGCCAAUCAUCAGACAUUCCUUCGACAAAGAACUUUUUCUGUACCUGCAAAAAAAGAGAUGAAGAGAAGUGUUAAUAAAGAGAACAUUCGACAUACUGAAGAAAAGUUAUUACGCUACCUCAUACAUCUGAGGUUCCAGAGCUCUAAAUCUGGAAAGAUCUACCUCCAUAGAGAUGUUCGGCUCCUGUUUUCUAGAAAGUCCAUGGAAGUUGAUAGCGGUGCUGCAUAUGAACUCAAAUCAUAUACUGAAUCACCAACAAACCCUCAGUUUUCACCAAGAUGUUAAAAGGAGUAGAAAUUUGAAGUAUUUACUCAAUAGUCAAGUUUGAGAGCUAAAAAUGGCAUAGAACAGAGUGUACCCGAAUUACAGUCAAGAGAGUGAAUCCUUUCCUAUGACCCUGGACCAGUUUUUAUUAAGAUUUCUGGAAUGAUCUCCACAUAUUCCAAAUAGACUGGAAACACAGACCUAAGUCCUAAUCCUUUUUUUUUGUACUGUUUAAACCACUUCAUUGGAUGUGUUGCAAUAGCAAAAUCCCCAGUUAGGUUAGUGUUUACACAUUUUAUUUCUCAGUUAUUUAAUAUUUAAUGUUUCCUUUAAUACUAAAGUGAUAUUUGUCUCUAGUGUUCUAAUGUAGCACAAACCCUGUGUAAAAUCAUAAUAUGUAUUUUUGACAUUAAUGUUGAAAUCUGAAAUAUAUGCACAAGUCUUUAA